Charadrius vociferus (killdeer) is the source of this 438-nucleotide messenger RNA. RefSeq names its product RAB33A, member RAS oncogene family (gene RAB33A). NCBI's taxonomy places the organism in Eukaryota, Metazoa, Chordata, Aves, Charadriiformes, Charadriidae. Gene Ontology annotation, cellular component: endosome; Golgi apparatus. The record is from RefSeq and is a predicted model, not a curated record. Bases 1 to 438 code for a protein of 145 amino acids. Gene Ontology annotation, molecular function: GTP binding; GTPase activity. The transcript has 2 exons.
AUGUUCCUCCUGUCUCUCGGUGGUGGUAUCAAGUGGCAUUACUACCGCAACGUGCAUGCCGUCGUCUUUGUUUACGACGUCACCAAGAUGACCUCCUUCACCAACCUCAAGAUGUGGAUCGAGGAGUGCAACGGGCACGCCGUGCCCCCCCUCGUCCCCAGGGUGCUCGUUGGGAACAAGUGUGACUUGAAAGACCUGAUCCAAGUGCCAUCUAGCAUGGCCCUGAAGUUCGCCGACGCUCACAACAUGCUUUUGUUUGAGACCUCGGCCAAGGACCCUCAGGAGAGCCAGAACGUGGACGCCAUUUUCAUGUGCCUGGCCUGCCGGCUGAAGGCACAGCGCUCGCUGCUCUGCCGGCUCCUGGAGGGGCGGCCGGGCCCGGCCCGCAGGCUGGAGCCAUCGCACGACGCCAACGCUAAAAACUCCUGCCCGUGCUGA